AUGGAAGUUUAUGUCGAUGACAUGCUCGUCAAGAGCGUCAGAGCAUCCGACCACCUCGCAGAUCUUGCAGUGAUGUUUUCAAUCCUCCGGGAGUAUCGAAUGAAGCUGAACCCGGCCAGAUGUGUCUUUAGAGAAAUCCAAUGCCUAACUGGCCGAGUGGCGGCGCUCGGACGGUUUAUCUCCAAAGUUACCGACAGGUGCCUCCCCUUCUUCCAGCAACUGAAAGGUCAUAAGAAGGCUAAGUGGACCUCUAAGUGCGAGCAAGCAUUCCAGGAGCUGAAGCAAUACCUGGGUUCACCUCCCUUGCUAUCAAAAUCAGAAGAAGGUGAGCCCCUACUAUUGUACCUGGCUGUCUCAGCUUCGGCCAUCAGCUCGGCACUCAUCAGGGAGGUAGGAAAUAAACAGUAUCUUGUCUACUACAUGAGCAAAGCAAUGGUACCCACAGAGACCAGAUACCCGAGCAUCGAAAAGCAGGUCCUUCAGAAACCUGAUGUCUUCGGACAGCUGACUAAAUGGGCAUUAGAACUUGGGGAUUUUGACAUCCAAUACUAUCCGAGAAUUGCGAUUAAGGGCCAGGCGGUGGCUAACUUCAUAACCAAAUUCACUAUCCCGAACGAUGAUAACACAGCAGAAGCAGCCCUAACAACACCGCUAGUCCCAUCGCUCGCCAAGGAUCUAGAGUCGGAGCAGAGGUGGGUCCUUUAUGUCGACGGGUCUUCCAACUUCAAGCGAGCUGGGGUAGGAAUCGUCUUGGUCACGCCCGACUCUACAGCUAUUCAGUAUGCCAUCAGGCUCAGUUUCAGAGCUUCCAAUAACGAAGCCGAAUAUGAAGCCUUGUUGGCAGGACUAAGACUGGCAACAAGUCUGGGGGGUCAGUCCCUUGAAGUACGAUGUGAUUCCCAACUUGUGAUGAACCAUAUCUCCACAGAGUAUGAAGCCAACGAAACCAGGAUGGUAGCUUAUCUGGCCGAGGCCCGAAAAUUGAUCGAGAGAUUCUGGAGUUGCACCAUUAACCAGAUUCCAAAGGCAGAGAACUCUUGGGCUGAUGCCCUUGCAAGGUUAGCCUCGGCCACGGAGGGAAAGAUCCCUCGGAUCAUUCCCUUGGAAUUCAUGGAGAACCUGAGCAUCGACCAAAAGGGACAAGAAAUGGUUAACCUGGUCGAGACUACACCAAGUUGGAUGGACCCAAUCUACGACUACCUUAUAUCUAGUAAGGUUCCCCAGGACAAGCUGGAGGCUCGACGCUUGAAGAUCAGAGCAGCCCGAUAUAUUAUCAUGGAUGGGAUCUUAUACAAGAAGGGGUACUCACAACCAUAUCUCAGAUGCUUUGACCCGAAGAAGCGGAUUAUGUGA
Molecule: messenger RNA, 1353 nt
Organism: Magnolia sinica
Lineage: Eukaryota; Viridiplantae; Streptophyta; Magnoliopsida; Magnoliales; Magnoliaceae
Exons: 3
Coding region: 1-1353 (450 amino acids)
Molecular function (GO): RNA-DNA hybrid ribonuclease activity; nucleic acid binding
Source: RefSeq, a predicted model, not a curated record